Carassius auratus (goldfish) is the source of this 2155-nucleotide messenger RNA. Its product is annotated as Kv channel-interacting protein 1-like. The record is from RefSeq and is a predicted model, not a curated record. Gene Ontology annotation, molecular function: potassium channel regulator activity; calcium ion binding; transmembrane transporter binding. The coding region runs from base 380 to 1027 and encodes 215 amino acids. Gene Ontology annotation, biological process: regulation of potassium ion transmembrane transport. Gene Ontology annotation, cellular component: voltage-gated potassium channel complex. Lineage: Eukaryota; Metazoa; Chordata; Actinopteri; Cypriniformes; Cyprinidae. The transcript has 8 exons.
UAUCUGUGUGUGUGUGUGUGUGUGUGUGUGUGCGCGCGCAUAUCACAGAGAGGAGCAUUUCAUCCUCACACUCUUCCUACUGCUUCCCAACAGACUGAUCCACCUGCACAGCAACAGUUCCUGACACUGAACAACAAACAGGACCAAGCAGAAACAGAGCGAGAGCAAAGUAAGAGAAAUAAAGGGAGAGAGGGAGUGAAAUUCGUGGGAGGGGCAUCAAGGAAGGAACCCUAUGCUUUUAGCAAGAAAAUUACAGCUUGUCUUCAUUCACUGAAGAGUAAGAUGAGAGUGGAGAGGGAAACAAGAGCAGGGGACUGAACAAAGAAAGACAAGACUCAACGCUUAUUAGUUUGAACACGCGUGUGUUUGCGGUGACAACAUGGGAGCCGUAGUGGGCACACUGACUAUGCAGACAAGACAAAGACAACCAUCUAGAGAUAAGGUAGAUGAUGAAUUAGAGAUGACAAUGGUCUGCCAUCGGCCGGAGGGUCUCGAGCAGCUUGAGGCGCAGACAAACUUCACCAAGCAAGAGCUACAAGUCCUUUACAGAGGCUUCAAAAAUGAGUGUCCAAGUGGAGUAGUGAAUGAGGAGACAUUUAAACACAUUUAUGCACAGUUUUUUCCACAUGGAGAUGCCAGUACAUAUGCACAUUAUCUCUUCAAUGCGUUUGACACCAGAAAUAAUGGAUCCAUAAAGUUUGAGGACUUUGUAAUGGGACUAUCUACUCUACUGCGGGGAACGGUCAGAGAGAAACUGGAAUGGACAUUUUAUCUCUAUGACAUUAACAGAGAUGGAUUUAUCAAUAAGGAGGAAAUGACAGAGAUAGUGAGGGCCAUCUAUGACAUGAUGGGGAAGUACACGUAUCCGGCUUUAAAGGGGGAUGUACCAAAGCAGCAUGUGGAUGCCUUCUUUGAGAAAAUGGACAAAAACAAAGAUGGAGUUGUGACAUUGGAGGAGUUUGUGCUUGCCUGUCAGGAGGAUGAAAACAUGAUGAGAUCCAUGCAGCUCUUUGAAAAUGUGAUGUAGAGAAGCUCCACCAGAAGAAGAAAAGAACCAAACAGAGACUGGGAAACAGAACGCAAUAGGGAUUUUACAUUUAAAUAUAUAUUUGUUAUAUUUCGCUGAACUGAGUUCUGGGGGAAUGUGAUGGGAUGAGAGGAAUGAGAGUCUGUGGGAUUUGUUUUUCUCUCUCUCUAUUCAAACCUUGUAACAUAUUCAGUGUUGUUUCUCGCUGGUGUUUUGGGAAAUUGCCAGCCAAAAAUCCACUUUGUUCCAGCCACAGAAGACUACAUAUGUUUGAAAUGCACUGUGCAUUUCCUGACUAGCGGGUGCUGAUGAUCAACAUCCUUCCUCCCUACGAAAAAAAGGAAAACCACUCGCAAUUGUUUUUCAUUUGCUGGAACCUAGAGCUCAGGACUCUACAUUUGGUGUACUGGAAGUGCAUCCAGGAGGAACUACAGCCUCCUUUGCUUGCUUUCUUUGGCAGAAAUGCUUGCAUGAGAAAAAAAAACAGCAGAUGUGUUCCCAAUGAGUUGCUUGAAAAUAAUGCUGGCCUUCAAAUAUUUAAUUUUAUGAUUCAUUCAUGAAUGACAUGAGGUUUAGAGGAUUCUUAAUUUGAUGUUGAUUCUGUCUUGUGUUCUCAGUGUUGUUUGUUAGUAAUUGCUGUUUCAAGUCUGCCUAAUGUAUGUCUAUCUGUUUCAGUACUUACUAAGCUGUUUUUGCCCAACAGAUCAUAGUGAAUAAGGUGGGACAGAAGUUAAGUGUGUGUGUGUGUGUGUGUGUGUGUGUGUGUGUGUUUGUCUAAGUAUGGAAGUAAGUGAGGAGUAUUAAGGAAACUACAAAAAUCACAACUGUAUUCAAACCCAACAAAUGACAAUCUAGUCCCUGGAUACCCUUCUGUCCCCAGAUACAUCUGUGUAGUUUAAAGAAGGACAAGACAAUGUUUGUAAAAAGGGGAAAAAUCCAGAUAAACCACAUGAAAUAAAGAAAAACUAUAAUUAUAUAUGGGUCAGGGUCGUAGGACAUAUAAGCUAUGUAUAUACUUGUAAGUAUGGUGCCACAUGAAGAAAUGUCAGAUACAAACUGUGAAAAUGAAGUAUUCUGUGCAAUUCAAAUCUCAGUUAAAACCGAUUAAAAAAUAAUUGUGGAAUAGCA